CUCGCCCCACUUCCCUCGCCCUCCCCUCCCGUCACCCUUCCCCGACCCCACCCGAGCCCGGCCCUCGGCUGCCCCGGCCAUGGCGUGUGGAGCCACUCUGAAAAGGACUCUGGAUUUCGACCCGCUGCUGAGCCCGGCGUCCCCGAAGCGGAGGCGAUGUGCGCCAUUGUCGGCGCCCACCUCGGCUGCUGCCUCUCCGUCGUCGGCAGCCGCGACCGCUGCCGCCUCCUUUUCGGCUGCCGCCGCCUCGCCGCAGAAGUAUCUCCGAAUGGAGCCGUCCCCCUUUGGCGACGUCUCUUCCCGUCUCACCACAGAACAAAUUCUGUACAACAUAAAACAAGAGUAUAAACGCAUGCAGAAGAGAAGACAUUUAGAAACUAGUUUUCAACAAACAGAUCCAUGUUGUACUUCAGAGGCACAACCACAUGCAUUUCUCCUCAGUGGACCAGCUUCACCAGGGACUUCAUCUGCAACGUCCUCACCAUUAAAAAAAGAACAGCCCUUAUUCACUCUACGGCAGGUUGGGAUGAUCUGUGAACGUUUGUUGAAAGAACGUGAAGAGAAAGUUCGAGAAGAGUAUGAAGAAAUAUUGAACACAAAACUUGCAGAACAAUAUGAUGCAUUUGUGAAGUUUACGCAUGAUCAAAUAAUGCGACGAUAUGGAGAACAGCCUGCUAGUUAUGUUUCAUGAAUCACGUUUUCUGCAUUUGUGGGCUGCCUUGUUCCUUGUUGAGUUGUUGCAAGAGGUCCUAAUUAUGACAUGCAGCAAUGCCAAUACCCCCCUGUGAAUACAGGUUAUUUCAAGCUUUCGUCAGUGGUAACCACUCUUAAGCAGCAACUGGUUUCGGAUAUUUCCCUGAUGUCAGUACCAUCUGGAUGUGGACCUUUGCUACCUGUAUUAAUGCCAGUGGCCUCAUUUGCUGUAUCAUUACAAUUUGGCUUCUUAUAUUAAUAUGUUUGAAAAGGAUUAAAGCUGGUAUUCUAAGAACAUGCCCUUCACUGGUUGUGUAAAUAAAACUGUAGAAUGACACUUCAGAUGAAGUUAGUGUGAUUUUAAUUGUGCACUACAACCAAGCUGUAACCAGUUAUUAAUAAUCUAGAAUGUAAUCCCAGGACAUUAUUAUUGAAGGAGGGAGGGCAUUUCUGUAUUCCAGGACUUCUUGGGGUUUCAGAAUGGAUUUUUCUUUUCUUAAGUUUUCUUUCUUCUUCUUUUUUUUUUUUUUUAAUUUGGUAGUUUUUAUUUAUUCUAUCGUUUUAACAAAUGUUUAUUGCUGCAUUUUUUUCCCCAGUGUGUCGUCGUUUUACUGCCCUUGUAGUACCGGAAUUUAGUUGGAAGAAUAAAACAUUUACUUCUAACCUGC
Messenger RNA from Lynx canadensis (Canada lynx), 1361 nucleotides. It is a transcript of the gene AKIRIN2, whose product is annotated as akirin 2. The record is from RefSeq and is a predicted model, not a curated record. The coding region runs from base 80 to 691 and encodes 203 amino acids. Gene Ontology annotation, molecular function: transcription coregulator activity. Lineage: Eukaryota; Metazoa; Chordata; Mammalia; Carnivora; Felidae. Gene Ontology annotation, biological process: positive regulation of transcription by RNA polymerase II; positive regulation of innate immune response. The transcript has 5 exons. Gene Ontology annotation, cellular component: chromatin; nucleus.